Messenger RNA from Striga asiatica, 399 nucleotides. The record is from the annotation of a GenBank genome assembly. Lineage: Eukaryota; Viridiplantae; Streptophyta; Magnoliopsida; Lamiales; Orobanchaceae.
AUGUCAGAUUUGGCGGCGGGUAUGGAGAAUAUUCGCGAGGCCCUCCAAACUUUGAUGCGACGUGACCAGACAAACCGUGACGGGCCCGAUCAUCGGGACGGCGGUCGAAGUGGGCAGCGUGGUGGCCGUGGGGGUCGCAGUCACGCGCGAUUGGUGGUGGCCGACUCACCGGCAACGGGCAGUCACAGCACCUCGACUGGGACGGUCGGCUUUUCAACGGCUGGGGCAUCGACCAACACGGCGUCGGAAUUGGCUCAGCUUCGGCUAGGGUGGAGGGGUCGCGCGCUGGAGGUGGGCCCUGAUGUUUUUCCUGUGGUGAGGCCGGCCACCGUCAGUCCGCCUGUCCCCGCCGCAACGGCUCUCGGGCUCUACUGGCAGAUGACUUUGACGGCUCGGCAG